Messenger RNA from Boeremia exigua, 975 nucleotides. RefSeq lists its product as uncharacterized. NCBI's taxonomy places the organism in Eukaryota, Fungi, Ascomycota, Dothideomycetes, Pleosporales, Didymellaceae. The coding region runs from base 1 to 975 and encodes 324 amino acids. The transcript is spliced from 2 exons. The record is from RefSeq and is a predicted model, not a curated record.
AUGGCUGCGCUACCGGACGACACAAAAGACGCCGAUACGCGUGAGGAGGAUGGAGGCGUUGCGCGCGUUGUGCCUGCGACCAAGCCUGUCACUUCGCAAUACACACCCAUAGCUCGCGGCCGAACUUUUCCUGGACUCGGCAGAAUCUUAAGUCUAUACGCACAAGCCUCCGACCCCGACCGGUUCGCGAUGCUUGAGAUGAUCGAAAGCUUCGCCGCAAACUCUGCAUUCCACGCUUCGGCUUCCAGCUUCAUCAGACAUAAUCCGCACCACCCUUUUCGCUUCAUGGAUCUACCGACAGAGAUCAGGGCUAUUAUAGCCGGUUACGCGUUCAAGUCUGACCAAAUGCUCGUCUUCCGUUGGUUGGAACGUCGGUCAACUGGAUGGGUCGGGGUUUUUGAAGGCACCGAAGAACUCACUGCACUCGCUCGUACAUGUAAACAGGCUCAUUCCGAGCUGUCGCAUAUGGUUUGGAAAAUCAACACCUUCCGAAUCAGUGGAGAUAUUCUGAUCCCGCCUCCCCGCUCCACUUUCCACUAUCCUCAACUGCAGGAGAGCUUACUUGAGGCUAUCAAGUUCCUUGUUGACAGUUCCAACGGCCGGACCUUCAAAUCGCUUUCACUCGUCGUGCCGAUCGAAAUGGUGGCGGGCUUUGGUUCAUCUUGUGGUCUAGCUGAAUCGAGCUUAACAUACUGCUUCCACAUCCAAAACCUGAUGCCUGAAGCGCGAAUUGAGUUUUACGCUCGAUGGUGGGAAUGUGAUGACUACGAAGAGGGAUUUGUGGUACGGGUAAGGAUGACUCUUCAGGUGGGUUAUUCCAUGAUCAAAGCACUGGCAAAUGAGGACAGCAAAGGUAUUCCUCGAGCUUGGACACUCCAUCCAUACAUCUCCAGUCGAGACUGGAUCGUGAUGAAGCAGAACCUUAUCGCUGCAGGUCGCGAGCAGAUCAUCAAGUGGGCAGAGGAGGGCCUGUGA